Molecule: messenger RNA, 1695 nt
Organism: Notechis scutatus (mainland tiger snake)
Lineage: Eukaryota; Metazoa; Chordata; Lepidosauria; Squamata; Elapidae
Source: RefSeq, a predicted model, not a curated record
AUGCGAGCGCGCCCUCAAUGCCCUCUGCACAUGUUUGGCACAGGAGCCCAAAAAGAGUGUCAAACAUUUUUGCAUAUCACUUAUCCCCUGAAGAUACCAGCCAACUCAUCUGAAGAUUGUAUAGGUAGUGCUGAGGAUGAGAGUGUUCAGGCCUACACUCUUACCAUAGAAAAGAAGCACUACACCGUCUACCUGAAACAACAGUCCUUUUUGCCCAAUGAUUUUAUGAUUUAUACCUACAACCCCGGAGGCUUUGUGCAACCCAGUAUCCCAGACAUUCAGAAUGAAUGCUUCUAUGAAGGGUAUAUCCAAGGCUUCCCCAAUUCUGUGGCAAUACUCAGCAUCUGCUCUGGCCUCAGGGGCGUGAUACAGUUUGAGAAUGUCAGCUACGGCAUUGAGCACCUGGAAUCUUCAACUACCUUUGAGCACCUAAUUUAUGAACUAAACAGCGAAAACGCCAAAGGCCCAAUUUGGACAGAAAAUGUCACCCAUGUAGACAACCGAACGAAGACACGACAUGUAUCUUAUAAGCUGCUUUCAGAUACUGUGCCGCUGUCAGAUACCACGAAAAGUCACAGGUACAUUGAAGUCUACGCUGUUGUGGACAAGGUUUUGUUCAACUAUUUGGGCGGAAAUCCUGAAUAUGUAACUUCAAACAUUGUGCAGAUUAUCGGCUUUGUGAAUAGUUUCAAGCCAAGGAACACAAUAUGUAGACAAGCGUUAGACAAGAAUUGUGACUUUCCCGAGUAUUGCAAUGGGAGUUCGGCUAUUUGCCCGGGCAAUGUUUACGUCCAAAAUGGCAUUGAUUGUGCUUCUAACACCGGCUUCUGUUAUGGUGGAUUUUGUCAAUCAGCCGACUUGCACUGCCAGGAGUUCUUCGGAUCACGGUCAAGAAACGCCCCGCAAGUCUGCUACGAAGUGAAUAACCAGGCUGAUAGAUUUGGGCACUGUGGCGUCGAUUUCAAAAGGAAAUUUAAAACUUGCUCUUCUCGGGAUCUCAAAUGUGGAAAGUUAAUUUGCACAUAUCCCUACGACACUCCUUACACUAAACUUAACGUUCCCGUCUUGUAUAUGCCGGUGAAGAACGUUGUCUGUGUGUCCUUGGACCUUAACCAUCCAGAUGGCACACCGAACCCUAUGAUGGUGAAAGAGGGAACAAAAUGCGGACUUGGUAAGAUUUGCCUCAGACAAAAAUGCGAAAGCUAUGAUGUUCUGAAUAAUGAUUGUGAUUUUAAGAAAAAAUGCUCAGGACAUGGGGUAUGUAACAACAAAAGAAAUUGCCACUGCGACCCAGGCUGGGCUCCACCAGACUGCCGAAUAAAAGGAAACCCUAUGGGAGGAAGCAUUGACAGCGGACUUCGCUAUCUGGAUUUGGAUAUUGAAAAAAAGGCCAGGGAAGACAGUAUGCGGACAUGGAUCCUGCUUAGCAUUUUCCUGUUCCUUCCCAUUAUUAUUGGAAGCACCCUUUUGGGUGUCAAAUGGAAACGUAUCAAAAAAUCUUGCUUCGAAGAUGACGACCUGGAUGAGGAUUCUGAGUCUUAUACUAGAUCAGAAGAGAGUAACACAUCGGAAAAAACAAGUUUCAGCUAAACAGACCUGAUGCGAGCAGAGGAAAAUUACACAGCAGCUCUCCAAGGAAGAAAAGAGAACGCAAGAUCACUGCGCAUUCAUGUUCAUGCCAUCUAAUAAAUCACG